This is a messenger RNA of Anisakis simplex (herring worm), 2352 nucleotides long. The record is from the annotation of a GenBank genome assembly. Lineage: Eukaryota; Metazoa; Nematoda; Chromadorea; Rhabditida; Anisakidae.
AUGGGUAUUAAGAAGGGGAUUCUAACCGGUGCAUCGCUUGGUGUUUUCCUCGCAUUCCUCUUCUCGUCGUUUGGCCUUGCGUUCUGGUAUGGUUCAACGUUGAUCACGUCUGGUGAACUGCAACCGGGCGCAGUUUUCACAGUGUUUCUAGCCGUGAUGAGUGGUACAGCGUCAGUGGGCAUGAUUGCACCUCAAGUGACACUUUUUGUCACGGCCAAAAGUGCAGCUGCACCAAUUUACGCUAUUAUCGAUCGGGUACCCCCAAUAGACAGCUAUUCAAAUGCUGGUAUUCGACCUGCGUCUGUGGAAGGCAGAGUGAAAUUUGAAAAUAUCUCAUUUCAGUAUCCGAAUCGGGACAAAAAUGUUAUCGAUAAUGUGAGCAUUGAUAUAGAACCUGGUAAAACGAUAGCGUUGGUUGGACACAGUGGAUGUGGCAAGAGCACUUUAAUCAGUUUAUUACUACGCUAUUAUGAUACCAACUCUGGAUCGAUCAAAGUAGACGGCGAGGACAUAAGAAAUUUGAAUCUGGAUUGGCUUCGGAACAUCAUCGGAGUGGUAUCACAAGAGCCGAUCCUUUUCAAUGUGUCAAUUGCUGAAAAUCUCAGACUUGGUCGUGAAGAUCUGCUGAUUAGUGAAAUGGUGAACGUUUGUAAAAUUGCAAACGCUCACGACUUUAUCAUGGAUCUACCACAGGGCUACGAUACGUUGAUAGGUGAAGGUGGUAUACAGCUGUCGGGCGGUCAAAAACAACGAAUCGCUAUUGCAAGAGCACUGGCCAGGAAUCCACGAAUUUUGCUGCUGGACGAGGCAACCAGUGCAUUGGACGUAGAGAGUGAACAUGUCGUACAGGAAGCACUUGACAAAGCUUCAGAAGGACGUACCACCUUAGUGAUAGCACAUCGUCUAUCAACCAUCAAAGAUGCUGAUCAAAUAAUCGUCAUGCAGGACGGUAAAGUGGUCGAGACAGGAACGCAUGUUGAGCUGAUUGCAGUCGAAAACGGUGUCUACAGGCAACUCGUUGAUUCGCAAGCGAUGAAUGAACCAAAAGAUACGUCAGGCAAAACAUCGCAUGAGAAGAAAUCAACAAUACGAAGGCAUGUAUCAGUUGUUGAACCAUCUGCAACGGAGGCAGCUAUUCAUAUGCAUGAUAAAGACGGUGAACUAUCGGAUGGCUCGGAAAUAAUGGCAUUAUCAAAGCUAUCCAAAUCAACAUUACAACGGCGGAAAAUUAGUGCGAAAUUUACACGAAGCGUUUCGAAACCAGACGAGCAAGUGGAUCGACUGAAAGAGGAACUUGUUGAAGAAGGCGCACGAAAAGCGACCUGGAAAGAGAUUCUGCAUGAAGCAAAAGGCGAAUACUGCUUAUUACUAACGGCGAUUCUGUUCUCGAUUCUGCGUGGCCUCAUGAUGCCCGUAUUCUCAAUUGUUUUCGGACAAAUGUUCCAGAAUUCUCUGUUCUUCGUUGGUCUCGGUAUAAUUCAAGGCACAGCGGCGUUCAUUUGCAUCUCACUUUAUGGAACCGCGGGUGAACGACUCACAAUGAAAUUGCGAAUGUCGGUAUUUCGGAGUCUGUUGCGUCAGGAUCUUGCAUAUUUUGAUGAUUCCAGGCAUUCUGCAGCAAAGAUGACGACUCGUUUGGCCACGGAUGCGCCGAAUGUUAAAUCUGCGAUUGAUCAACGCAUGGCCUCAAUUGUGCAAGGAUGCGUAUCGCUAACUUCCGGUUUAGUAAUCUCAUUCUUGUUCGGAUGGCAAAUGUCAUUGGCCACGGUGGCAAUCUUCGUCAUUCUUCUUGGAAUUCAAAUUCUAUUGAAUCGUAUUAUCCAAGCACGAGAUCAUCGUGAUGUGCGACAUGCCGAAGAAGCGGGCAAGAUUGCAAUUGAAUCAAUUGAGCAUGCACGUACCGUUCAAGCGCUUACCAAGCAGACUUAUCUCUGUGAUCAAUUCGUUACUGCAAUGGAUAAAACAUUCAAAAGUCAACUGCUCAAAGCUCAACUUCAAGCGUCAGUUUACGGUCUUGCCUCAUCACUGUCACUGUUCAUUUCUGGUGGUGCCUAUGGAUUUGGUGUCUACCUUAUCACAUUGGGCCUUAUGACACCGUAUCAAGUUUAUCAAGUGAUCACUUCGUUGAAUAUGUCAACAAUGGGUGUUAUGAAUAUGGCCGCUUUCUUGCCCGAGAUCCUUAAGGCACGCAUGGCUGGUGGUUUGAUUUUCGCGAUCAUCCGUCGUGAACCAUCCAUUGACAUUACCUCACGCAAAGGCCUUAAAGAAGUGAGUUUUUGCUAUUGUGAAGAAUAUAUCAAUGGUUGUUCAGAGAUGUGUACGAUGUCAUCUCCAACAAAUGACCAGUGCUGA